AUGGGGCUGCACGCUGCAGCGGCAGCAGCGGCAGCAGCAGCAGCAGCAGCAGGGCGCCGAGCGGUUAGGGUGGCAGCAGCAGCAGCAGAGGGGGAGAACGGCUCACUAAGGACCCAGCCAGGCCAGGAGCAGGGAGGGGAGGAGGGGGGUGAGGCGGACCCCGUGUUGGAGGAGGCGAGGCGGCGCAGGGCAGAGUGGCAGGCGCCGGCGCCGACGCGCGUGGAGGCGAUCCUCGACGUGCUGUUUGUGUUCGGCGGGCUGCUGGACCGCCCGUUCGGGUCGGGGCAGAGCAUUGCGGCGGCGGGGCGGGUGGUUCUGGCGCGCGUGGAGAAGGAGGUGCAGGCGCUCCGGCAGGAAGGCGAGGGUGGCGCCGCUGCUGCCGCUGCUGCUCCUGUGCGCACUGGCGCGGCGGCUGUUCCGCGGAGUGGGAUGGAUGGUUUGGCGGCGGAGGGAGCAGCAGCAGGCGGGGGUGGUGAAGGCGGGAAGGGGGGCGCGGUGAACCGGCAGCAGGUGUUGUUUGAGUUGAUGCGGGUGGUGCAGCUGCUGGGCGUGGACAUGCAGAUGGUGGGCGCUGCUGUGAAGGAGGAGACGCUGCUGAAGCGCCUCGAGGAAGCCAAGAGCCACUGCCAGCUGGCCAUGCGCCUUGCCAAUAGCUUGUGA
This is a messenger RNA of Closterium sp. Yama58-4, 660 nucleotides long. The record is from the annotation of a GenBank genome assembly. Lineage: Eukaryota; Viridiplantae; Streptophyta; Zygnematophyceae; Desmidiales; Closteriaceae.